This is a messenger RNA of Scheffersomyces stipitis CBS 6054, 666 nucleotides long. RefSeq lists its product as uncharacterized. The transcript has a single exon. Gene Ontology annotation, biological process: translation. Gene Ontology annotation, molecular function: ribosomal large subunit binding. Gene Ontology annotation, cellular component: mitochondrion. The annotation marks the transcript as partial. The record is from RefSeq and is a predicted model, not a curated record. Lineage: Eukaryota; Fungi; Ascomycota; Pichiomycetes; Serinales; Debaryomycetaceae.
UUCCACUCUUCUGGGUUCCAAUUAGCGAAGAAGAAGACGAAGACAUCCAAGAAAGGAAAAGAAGAACCAGUUGAAGAAGAUGAUGCUGAAGCUGCUAAUAUUGAUUUCGAAGAUGCUACUGUAAAGUUUCAAUCUGUUAUAGAAAAAUUCAAUAAAGCUGCCAGUGAAGCCAAAUUGGGAAAGACCAAUCCAAAGAUCUUCGACAAGCUUUCUGUCAAUACACAUGAUGGAGAAUUACCAUUCACUUCUGUAGCACAGACUUCUGUUAAAGGCAGAAAUUUCAUUAUUACGUUAUUUGAUCCGGAAAAUUCCAAACAUGUCAUUAACACUAUUCUUGGAUCAGGUUUAAACAUGAAUGCUCAAGUCGAUCCAUCCAAUAAGUUCACCUUGAAGGUACCAUUACCUCCAGUUACUACCGAGACCAAAAAUGAAUCUGUCAAACAUUUGAAGGAGAUCUUUGAAAAGUUCAAGCACGGAUCUGCGAAGAACAACUCCUUAUCUUCUAUCAGAUCGGAAGUCAGAAAUAAAUUCACAAAACAACUCAAGGGCCACAAAUCUACAGAUGCUGAAAAUAAACUCUUGACCCAAUUCGAAAAAUUGCAUAAACAGUACUCUGACAAACUUAACGAAUCAUUCAAGACUGCUGAAUCAUCAAUUUUAAAAUAA